CCCAGCUCCCCUGUGAUGCAGCUGUUUGUGCUGGCUGUGGAAAAAAAAAGCCCAGGAUACCCCGACGAUUGCCUUUAAAACGCUAACGGACGAGUAAUCAGCCUGCUGUUUGUUAUUCUGCACGUGUUGGGAUUGCAUAUGAUGAGCGGAGAAAGCUAUGUAGCCAGUGUACUCUGCCGCACACACACACACACACACUGAGAGAGAAUACACCGCCGCUUUGAUUUUCUCUUUCAGAUUUCUUUUUUUCUACGCCGAGGUGAUUUGUCCAAUUGUUUUCUUCCUCUUCAAACGUGAUCCAGUUUUUGCAGAUCUGUUUUGAAGCCAAAUAUCAACUCGCUGAUAUUACAGGAGUGUGCGAGGAGGAGAGGACAGCGUUGGCAUCUAUCCAUGCGCGCUCCACACCGGGCUAUUUAUUAUGGAACUGUGACCCCAGCCGAGGUGCUACACACCACACUUUCUCCAAGUGUUUUCAUACAAGGACGGGGUAUUUCGAGGAUAUCUUUGGUUAAAAUGCUUUGAAUGUCGGAGUAUUUUUGCCGGCUGUCAGUGACGCAACAUCUCAUAUAGACUGCAUGAGAAAUACAUGCGUAGAAGGGCGUGAACUUGCAGACAGUAACCGCCUUCCCAUAAAGAAAGCUUAUCUAUACAGCCAAUUUCCUCUGUUUGCUAUCUCGUACCCUUCAUACAUCUAAACUCAUCCCGGGGACACUAUGGAUCUCAAAGCGGACUCGGAGGACAUGGACUACAAGCAGCCGGCUCCCAUUGAAGUUUUCGCCAGCAGGUCCACGCUGCAUGGCAUCUCGCACAUGUUCACUUAUGAGCGGAUGUGUAUCAAGCGCACCCUGUGGAUUUUGUUCUUCCUGAGCUCCUUGGGUUUGCUGGUGAUGGUGUGUGUGGACCGGGUGCAGUUCUACUUUCAGUACCCGCAUGUCACCAAGCUGGACGAGGUAGCGGCUCCUAUGAUGGUGUUCCCCUCCGUCACCUUCUGCAACCUCAACUCCUUCCGCUUCAGCCGGGUGACGCGCAACGACCUGUACCACGCUGGGGAGCUGCUUGCCUUGCUCAACGGCAGGUAUGAGAUCCGGGACCCACACCUGGUAGAGGAAAAUGUUUUGCAGAUUCUGAAGGAGAGGGCCGAUUUUGACAACUACAAGCCCCGCCCCUUCAACAUGCGUGAAUUCUAUGACCGUACAGGCCACGACAUCAAGGACAUGCUGCUCUCAUGCUUCUACCGGGGUCUGGAGUGCAGUGCUGAAGACUUCAAAGUGAUAUUCACCCGCUAUGGAAAAUGCUACACCUUCAAUUCAGGCCAAGAUGGACGACCCCUCCUGGUGACGAUGAAGGGUGGGAUGGGCAACGGCCUGGAGCUGAUGCUGGAUAUCCAGCAGGAUGAGUACUUGCCUGUAUGGGGAGAGACUGAUGAGACAUCGUUUGAAGCAGGGAUCAAAGUUCAGAUUCACACCCAGGACGAGCCGCCGUUCAUAGACCAGCUGGGCUUUGGAGUGGCGCCGGGGUUUCAGACCUUCGUCUCCUGUCAGGAACAACGGCUGACGUAUCUUCCUCCACCGUGGGGAGACUGCAAGGCCACAGCGAUGGACUCAGACUUUUUCAGCACUUACAGCAUCACAGCGUGUCGGAUUGACUGUGAGACACGAUACCUGGUGGAGAACUGCAACUGCAGGAUGGUCCACAUGCCUGGAGAUGCUCCAUACUGCACCCCGGAGCAGUACAAGGAGUGUGCAGAUCCUGCCUUGGACUUUCUUGUUGAGAGAGACAAUGACUACUGUGUGUGCGAGACACCGUGCAACAUGACGCGCUAUGGGAAAGAGAUGUCCUUUGUCAAAAUUCCCAGCAAAGCGUCAGCCAAAUACCUCGCCAAGAAAUUCAACAAAACAGAGCAGUAUAUAGCUGAUAACAUUCUGGUUCUGGAUAUCUACUUUGAGGCGCUGAACUACGAAACCAUUGAACAAAAGAAAGCCUACGAAUUGGCAGGCCUUCUGGGUGAUAUUGGAGGUCAGAUGGGUCUCUUCAUUGGAGCCAGCAUCCUCACUAUUCUUGAACUCUUUGACUAUCUAUAUGAGGUGAUCAAGUACAAGCUGUGCCGAUGCGUGAAGAAGAAACACAAAAGCCGCAACAACAAUGACCGGGGAGCUGUGCUGAGCCUGGAUGAUGUGAAACGCCAUACUCCUUGCGAGAACCUGCGUACACCAUCGACAUAUCCUGGCAACAUGCUACCUCAUCACCCGGGCCAGGGCAACUUUGAAGACUUCACUUGCUGAGCAGACCCGGGUGGAGCAACAAAGUGCGUGUUAUGCAACCAAAGCCAACCAUACAACAGGAACUAUCCAGCACGGGGAGUGUGAGGAACUGAUACAAAGUCUAACAGAGACACUUUUUACACAGAAAAGGAGUAAAGCGGACAAAUCAGAUACGACACAGAACUGUCACCAGAGGCCAAGUGGAGAGGAUUUCCCAAACAUAUAAAAAAAAAAAUGUCAAUUUUCCGGAGAACAUUUCAUGCAGCAUUCUAAAUCUCUGUGUUUUCCUCUGGAAUACUGCCGCAACUCGUGGAAGAGAAACUUGCCAACACGGACCUCUCUUUCAAAAGACAAAAAAUAAAAAAAGUAAAAAUAAUCAAGGGAACAUGUACAGCUAUCUCACCAUAGACAGCAGAUCAUAAAAGAGCCCUCCAUGCCUUUAAAUAACAAUGCAGCAACAACAACACGAUGGUUUCACACAACAGCGGCCUGUUAGUGGGACAAAUUCUCAUACUGCUUACUCCACUGUACAUGUACCAACAUCUGUAAGUGUUGCAGUGCUCCAUAGAACAACAGCUGGACUCUGUGUAGUUUGUACAAGAAUGUAUCUAUGUUUAUGAUGAGUGUAGGCGGACGUGCAGAGGAAUGUUCGGGCGGCUUG
Molecule: messenger RNA, 2922 nt
Organism: Plectropomus leopardus (leopard coralgrouper)
Lineage: Eukaryota; Metazoa; Chordata; Actinopteri; Perciformes; Serranidae
Gene: asic1b
Product: acid sensing ion channel subunit 1b
Biological process (GO): sodium ion transmembrane transport
Cellular component (GO): plasma membrane
Molecular function (GO): ligand-gated sodium channel activity; pH-gated monoatomic ion channel activity
Source: RefSeq, a predicted model, not a curated record